Molecule: messenger RNA, 2425 nt
Organism: Pararge aegeria (speckled wood butterfly)
Lineage: Eukaryota; Metazoa; Arthropoda; Insecta; Lepidoptera; Nymphalidae
Product: facilitated trehalose transporter Tret1-like
Exons: 5
Coding region: 120-2420 (766 amino acids)
Biological process (GO): transmembrane transport; carbohydrate transport
Cellular component (GO): membrane
Molecular function (GO): sugar transmembrane transporter activity
Source: RefSeq, a predicted model, not a curated record
UCUUACUGUUUUAUUUUCCAAAAAAAAAAAUGGUGGCGUGAACCAGUGUUUUUGAGUGGUGAAAAAUAGUCAAUUUGUGUUGCCUUGGAUGAGUAAGGAACGAGAAACCUAAUAAAAGAAUGGCUGGAUCCCGCGAGAGACUACUCUACGACCGACAUUUAGACUUUGAUUACGAAUACGAACGGAGGCGACGACACGAAAUAAGUAGAUUCGAAGCGCAGCAUUUAGAACCGAACCGCAUUCGAACGGAACGCUUCGAACAAAUUGAAAAACCGAAGAGGAAAAACGGUUACGUGUUCGAAGACAUCUAUUCGGACUUCGACGAGGCUCAAGGACGACUUUCAUUAUUCAGACCAAUUAGACCAGAGUAUUUAAACUUGCAAACAUCAUACGUUAACAAGUAUAAUUCUUUGCCUAGAAAUCAAUACUACAAUGACGACCGUCGUCGAUACAAAAAAGACUAUUACGACUUCAGAAUUGAAGCGGAGAAACGAAAGCCGCGGGAGUCUUAUGAACAUAUACAAAAAGAACGAAUUGAUAUAAAACGAAACGAAAUUAGGCUAACAGAUCGAAACGAACAUAGACCUAAUUCUAUCAACAGAACUCAGCCGAAUCAAAAGCCAAAAAACGUGGCUGUGUGUAAACCUUUACGCUUAUCGGAGAAGAAUGUUAAAUACUGGACGACCGAUCCGCCUGAGAAGGAUCAAGUUAAGAAACCUAAGAAGGAUGAAGCUAAAAAGAUCGUUAAAUUCUCUGAAGUGUCUGGCUGUCGCAAGAUGGUUAUCGACGAUCCAAUUUGCGGUCGCAAAGUGGUUGCUGUGAGAGAAUUGGAGGUUUCGCUAGACCAAAUGAUCCAGAACGGGUAUUUUGAGAAGAAUAAUAUACCGAUAAGGCUGCCGGAGAAGCAAGAGGAGAUAAAGGGGAACGUUCCGAACGGGAAGUGCUUAUCGGGAACGGGGGGCGAGAUACCGGUGCAGCGCAAGUCCAGACAUUUGCCACAGGUCAUAGCAGCCCUCGCGGUGUCUCUGGCACCUUUCUCCGCAGGGCUCGGCAAGGGCUACAGCUCCCCAGCAAUAGCAUCGCUUCAGGGGCCGGGCAACGCGACUCGCAGAGACUUCCAGCUCACAGACCAACAGGCCUCCUGGCUCGCUUCUUUAUCUUUUCUAGGUGCUCUCUUUGGAGGCAUGGCUGGUGGUGCUGCGAUGCGGCACGGGCGUCGCAGGGUUCUCUCCCUCGCCGCAGCUCCUUGCAGCCUGUCCUGGUUGCUCACCGUUCUGGCGACGUCGGUGCGGAUGAUGUGCAUCACUGCCUUCCUCGGAGGCUUCUGCUGUUCCAUACUCACGAUGCUCUCACAGGUUUAUAUCAGCGAAAUCUCAGUGCCGGACAUCCGCGGUUGCCUGAGUGCAGUCUUGAAAAUCGUCGGGCAUCUCGGAGUGUUGUUCAGUUUCACCAUCGGCGCGUACCUUGACUGGCAGCAGCUGGCGUUAUGUAUAUCCGCUGCCCCACUUCUCUUAUUCUGCACAGUCCUAUACAUACCUGAAACACCAAGUUAUCUCGUGCUAAUAGGGAAGGAUGAAGAAGCCUACAAAAGCCUCCUCUGGCUACGUGGACCAAAUUCCGAUGUCGCUCAAGAACUAGCUACUAUAAGAACCAAUGUUUUAGCAAGCAAGAACUUUAGCCAACGCCAGAGCCAAAUGUCAAGCAGUCAACUUAUUAACUCUUUUGAUGUGAGAACUGCCAACCGUCUUCUCGGGCCGAUACUCGUGACAUGCGGCUUGAUGAUGUUCCAGCGCUUUUCAGGCGCGCACGCUUUUUCCUUCUAUGCUGUGCCGAUAUUUAGAAAAACAUUCGGUGGAAUGAAUCCCCACGGAGCCGCUAUAGCAGUAUCUUUCGUUCAGUUGCUUGCAUCAUGUUUGUCUGGCUUGCUGAUCGACACUGUGGGUCGCCUUCCGUUACUCAUUGUGAGUUCUGUCUUGAUGUCGAUGGCUUUAGCUGGAUUCGGCAGUUACGCAUACUACGAAGAAGUACAUAGGAACCAGAGGAUCCAGAACGUCAUGUUUCAUCAGACAGUCGGUCAGAAUGACUGGAUUCCUUUACUCUGUGUUCUGGUUUUCACGAUUGCGUUUUCGUUAGGCAUGAGUCCGAUUUCUUGGCUGCUAAUCGGCGAGUUGUUCCCUCUUGAGUACAGGGCAUUUGGGAGUGCGAUGGCGACCGCCUUCAGCUAUCUCUGCGCCUUUGUAGGUGUUAAAACAUUCGUGGAUUUCCAGCAAGUGUUGGGGUUGCACGGAGCAUUUUGGUUGUAUGCUUCGAUAAGCGUCGGCGGGCUGUGUUUUGUAGUUUGUUGUGUUCCAGAGACUAAAGGGAGAGAUCUAGAUGAAAUGGAUCCAAAUUAUGUUCAAAGUCUGUCGCCAAAGAGGUAAGUCGU